Suillus bovinus is the source of this 984-nucleotide messenger RNA. RefSeq lists its product as uncharacterized. The coding region runs from base 286 to 639 and encodes 117 amino acids. The transcript has 2 exons. Lineage: Eukaryota; Fungi; Basidiomycota; Agaricomycetes; Boletales; Suillaceae. The record is from RefSeq and is a predicted model, not a curated record.
CCUAACUUGCAAUCAUGCAGUUCAACAAACCAGGGUCUGCUCUGGAACAACCUGUUGACAGGAAGUACGCGUUCUGUACCAUCUAAUUUUUGCAAUCAAUUGUACACAUUCAUCCUUUUCCACUUUCCAUGCUAUGCUAGACAUAACUCUUCGAAGACAAAAAUGCCUGGGAUGUCGCCGCAGCCGCGACACGUCACCUCCUUUUGAGUUACAGUGACAGGCGCCACUGGCAACCAUUCCCAGCCUCUGCAUUUGGUGGCCACGCUGAAAAGGUCUUUGAACGUGAUGUUUGGCGCUCACCAAUAUUAUCAGACUGGUUGGCUCGGUAUGAACGCAGCUACCUUGUGGCGACUUACUUUAACCGGAGCCGCAACAAGCCUUUGCUCUUUUUUGGUUCCAUCACGAGCAGUUUACGAAGCAGAUCGUUAUGAAUGUAUAACGGGUCAUGGAGCCAAGCCAUAUCUGUUCGUUUCUCGCCUUAGCCUCAUACUAGUUCGGUCCCUUGUGUGCGCAUUUCGGUUUGGUAUGUCCACGUUCUCCUUUAAUCUUAAAAUUUGUUGUGAUAACAGACUCGUGCUCAUGAACGCGCCAUACUACACCCCUCUAGGAUGCACUUCCAAUUUUUUUUUAAUUUUUUAAUACAAAAAGGCUGAUUAGAGAAAUAUUUCUACAUUAUAGUGCAGACGGCAUCGUGUAAUUAUUCACAAUGUGUGAUCUACCUUGAUUCAAAUGACUAGGAAUGUCACUUCCGAUCUCCCCUUAACACCGUCUGUAAGCGAAGAGAUGGCAGAAUCUUCGAUAUGGUUUAAGGAAUUACUACUGACACUACCCCCAUUUUACAUGCGUCCUCGGUAAGAACACCACGCGGAACAGGUACCUUGGAUACCCAUUGAUGUUCCAGCAGCCUCAUUCGAUAGUCUAUCCAAUUCCUCUCCUUUCCCAUGCCACGAUCUGCGCUUGCUCACAUCUGUCAUUCAAAUGAAA